Molecule: messenger RNA, 1014 nt
Organism: Dipodomys spectabilis (banner-tailed kangaroo rat)
Lineage: Eukaryota; Metazoa; Chordata; Mammalia; Rodentia; Heteromyidae
Product: rho GTPase-activating protein 10-like
Biological process (GO): signal transduction
Molecular function (GO): GTPase activator activity
Source: RefSeq, a predicted model, not a curated record
AUGACACGGAACCAGUUUCAAGGCACAAGGUCGGAAGUGGAAGAACUGAUGAACAAGAUCUGGCAGAAUCCCAAAGACCAUAAGCGUGCCAGUCAGUUCACCGCAGAAGGCUACCUGUAUGUGCAGGAAAAAAGGCCUGCUCUGUUUGGCUCCAGUUGGGUCAAACACUACUGCAUGUAUCGAAAGGCAGCCAAGAAAUUCAACAUGAUCCCAUUUGAGCACAGAUCUGGGGGGAAACUUGGGGAUAGAGAAGUAUUCUUCUUGAAGGAAUGUACCAGAAGGCAUACGGACUCCAUCGACAGGAGGUUUUGUUUUGACAUUGAAGCUGCUGACCGGCCGGGCAUUUCCCUGACCCAGCAGGCAUUUUCAGAAGAGGAAAGGAAGCAGUGGUUGGAAGCUCUGGGAGGAAAAGAAGCGCUGUUCCAUGGUUUGAAGAGCAUAAUCCCAAGACCAGAAGGAAGUGCACAGAUGGAUAAGAUGGGGUCCACGAUUCUUAGGAAAUGCAUCAGUGCAGUGGGAACCCGAGGUAUAAAUGACCAAGGAUUAUACAGAGUUGUGGGGGUGAGCUCAAAGGUCCAGACACUUCUGAGUAUAUUGACAGAUGUCAAAACAUGCAAUGAGCUGGACCUGGAGAAUUCCAUAGAUUGGGAAGUGAAGACAAUCACAAGUGCCCUGAAGCAGUAUUUGAGGAGUCUUCCAGAGCCUCUCGUGACUUAUGAGCUACAUGGAGAUUUCAUUGUUCCAGCCAAAAGUGGCAGCCCAGAAUCUCGAGUAAAUGCUAUCCAUUUCUUGGUACACAAACUGCCAGAGAAGAAUAAAGAGAUGUUGCAUAUUUUGGUGAAACACUUGACAAAUGUUUCAAAUCACUCCAAGCAAAAUCUAAUGACAGUGGCAAACUUGGGAGUGGUGUUUGCACCAACUCUAAUGAGGCCACAGGAGGAAAGCGUUGCAGCCAUCAUGGACUUGAAGUUUCAGAAUAUUGCAGUCAAAGAGACAAGGCCAGAGGACGAGUGA